GUUUGUAUAAAAGGUAACGAUUGUCUCAAAGUACACAUACCACUUAAAGAAUCUUUCAUCGACACAACAAACAAAACCAACAUGUUCGGAAAGAUCGUUUUUCUUGCUGCAAUGGCAGUAGCAUCCGCAAAGCCGGGAUUUGCACCAGUUGCAGCUCCACUCAUCGCUGCACCGGCUCCGCUUGUAGCAGCACCUGCACCUUUUGUAGCUGCUUCUAGCUCUCAAUAUAUCUCCAGAAACUACAACGGUUUCAUUGCGGCUGCCCCUAUUGUAGCAUCUGCUCCAUUUAUUGCACCGGCACCAUACUCGGUGCCUGCGCCUUACUCUGUUGCUGCUCCCUACUACGCAGCAGCAGCUAAAUUCUUAGCUCCCUCAGCACCUUUAGUUGCCGCUACUUCCCCUUACUACGCCCAGUCAGCUCCAUUUGUUGCCCUGAAAUAGAAGACAUAAAAUUAAUUUCCGAACUAGAAUAAAUGAAUUGAAUAAUUUA
This is a messenger RNA of Danaus plexippus (monarch butterfly), 490 nucleotides long. Its product is annotated as cuticle protein 12.5-like. The record is from RefSeq and is a predicted model, not a curated record. The transcript has 2 exons. The coding region runs from base 82 to 441 and encodes 119 amino acids. Lineage: Eukaryota; Metazoa; Arthropoda; Insecta; Lepidoptera; Nymphalidae.